Molecule: messenger RNA, 1892 nt
Organism: Perca flavescens (yellow perch)
Lineage: Eukaryota; Metazoa; Chordata; Actinopteri; Perciformes; Percidae
Gene: ppt1
Product: palmitoyl-protein thioesterase 1 (ceroid-lipofuscinosis, neuronal 1, infantile)
Exons: 10
Coding region: 674-1585 (303 amino acids)
Biological process (GO): protein depalmitoylation; receptor-mediated endocytosis
Cellular component (GO): lysosome
Molecular function (GO): palmitoyl-(protein) hydrolase activity
Source: RefSeq, a predicted model, not a curated record
AAAACUCAAAGAAGAAGAGCUUUGUGGUGGUGGUGGUGGUGUGUAGGCAGAGACGGUUUGGGUAAAUUACCUUCUGAAUAGAUGACUUGCCACUCCGCCUCAGUCCCAUCAGCAGUAUCCUCGGUUUGUCCGCAGAUGUGGACCUCUCCUCAUCCAUGUCUGGCUCUUCCACCCCGUAGCCAAAACUUUUGGGAAACGACCCCACAACAUCGUAACUUCCCGUUAACGAGGGUUCCUCAUACAUAGACAUCCUGUACUUAACUACCCCGGCGAUCUGCUCUCUCUCUCUAUUUAUUUAACUGGCUAGCUAAAUAAUCCGUACAGGCAUUUGUUGUUGAUAGUCACAAUGAGCUAGCAUGGCGAGCUAAUUAGCUAGCAGCUGUAAGCGCGGUGUUUAUAUGUUAAAAUGCCACUUCAGACCUUCACGUAUCCACGCGGGGUUUAAGAUAAUUUACCAAGAAGUUAAACAACCAUAAUAUCGGCACAGAUUUGAUUAAUUUAAACUAAUCGGACAGGAUUACUGAAAACAAAAGAAGCUAGGUCACAAGUUAGACAUUUCCGCCCCCUUCAGUGUUAGCCACGCCCCUUGGAUCUGAUUGGCUGUUCGCUCUAAACAUAGUCACUUGACAAACGGUCCAACAACAGAAGCAGGAAGAAGAUAAACGGGUCCAGGAUGACAGCAGUCCUCCUGUGUUUGCUGCUGGCUGGUCCACUGCUGCUGGUUGCUGGCAGCCCAGUUUAUAACGCCAACAAUGAGACCGUACCACUGGUGCUGUGGCAUGGGAUGGGGGACAGCUGUUGUAACCCGCUCAGCAUGGGGGCGAUAAAGAAGAUGAUUGAGGAGGAGAUCUCUGGCAUUUACGUGCUCUCGCUGAUGAUUGGAAAGAACGUCAUUCAGGACACAGAAAAUGGGUUUUUCAUGGAUGUGAAUGAGCAGGUGUCCAUGGUUUGCGGUCAGCUGGCUCAGGACCCAAAGUUGAAGGGAGGAUACAAUGCUAUGGGCUUCUCCCAGGGGGGACAGUUUCUGAGAGCUGUGGCUCAGCGCUGUCCCUCUCCACCAAUGAAAACCUUGAUUUCCGUCGGGGGCCAGCACCAAGGAGUGUACGGGCUUCCCAGGUGUCCUGGAGAGAGCUCCCACAUCUGUGACAUGAUACGCAAAGCUCUGAACAGCGGAGCUUACACCGACCUGGUUCAAAAACACCUGGUGCAGGCCCAGUACUGGCACGACCCCUUUAAUGACGACCUGUACAAGAAGCACAGCCUCUUCCUGGCCGACAUCAAUCAGGAGAGGGCUGUAAAUGAGACGUAUAAGAAGAAUCUUCAGUUACUGGAGAAGUUUGUCAUGGUGAAGUUCCUGCAGGACACUGUAGUUGAUCCUGUCGAUACAGAGUGGUUCGGCUUCCUAAAAAUGGGCCAGGCCAAAGAGACUGAAACUCUACAGGAGAGCGUUCUUUACAAAGAGGAUCGUCUGGGCCUGGCAGCGAUGGACAAAGCCGGAAAGCUGGCUUUUCUGGCAACCAAGGGAGACCACCUGCAGUUCACCCGAGAGUGGUUCAAUGCAAACCUGCUGCCUUAUUUACACUGAAACACUUCCAGGCAGUCAUCCCAGAGUAAAUAUAAUAUCAAACUUUUGUUUUAAGAGCAAUAUAAUGCAAGUUAAGUAAAAGCUUAACCUGAGCAGGGGUUGCAGAAAGCACAUAAUUCAUUCCUUUUACACUCAUCACUUGUAGCAUGUUGAUAUUGUGAGGUUAAUUUUAGUAUCUACAUUGUGUUUUAAGUCUACUAACACUGAGUUGUUUUGAUGGUCAAUUUCUUUUUAAAUAAAUUCUAAUCAUUGAAUUGCCUCUGUACAGAAUACAUGUUUAAUCCAAUAAAGACAAACAGACAUUUUA